CUUCCAUGUGAUUGACACACAGUGUUGUUCUCAUUUUACUUUCUGAAUUUCUUCACUCAAGUUCAUUAUUUGGUUAUAGAUUUAUUACACAUUGCGAUGUUCCAAAGUAUUAACUGGAAUGCCUACAGAAAGUCAGUGAUGAAUGGCCUUGGGUUCCUCUGGUCGGCCUACUCUACUCCAAGUCCACACAAUGCCAAACAAGUGUUUACCCUCCUGCUUCUCUGUUUGGCCAUCUCCAUGAGCACUGGUGCACUACUCUUCCACUGGUUAAGUGGCCUCUUAAGAUACAACCUACAGACUGCAGGCAUCGCUGCAGGCAUCUACACACUUGCCAUCUUGAUCUUUUCAUUUCUCAUACAUCCUUUUCGUUGUGCAUUCACAUUGAUGUUUCCAACACUGGGCACCCAACAGGGACGGAAACUUGUUCUCUCAUUGUGUGUCAUGAUGGUGCUGAUUUACGUUCUGCCAAACAUUGCCACAAACAUAGCUGCACUUACACAUAUCAUGAAGUGCACAUCAGAAAACAUUGCUCAUAGUGUCCUUAAUUCAUCUGCAUUAAGCAACAUCAUAAAAAGUGAUCUGGUUUCUAAAGUUCAAAAUAUGAAGAAUUCAGGUUUUGGGACAUUUGUUGAGCAGCUAAGUAGUUUUAACCAUCAGACAGACAUUGAUGUGACUGGUCUCCGAGAAAAUCUGAAAAGUUUAAGCAAACACGUUGGGCAAGAUCUUUCCAAGGCCAUACAUCAUCUCGAGGAACUGAAGCUCCUUUCAAGCAGAAUACUUGCUGCUGCUUUAGUGAUUUACCUUUUUGUAGAAUCAUCUAUUUACCUGAAGUCAUACCUGACAUCUGUAAAAUUUGACAAUGUCUACAUUACAAGACUGCUCAAAAAAAAUGCAGAGAUUAAAGGAAUCCAUGUGGAGGCAAAGGAUGUGAAAAAUGGAGUGAACGUCACCAGCUUCAGAAUGUCAAAAAGAGAACUCCUUAAGUGUUUACUUCCCUUUCUCAUAAUCACGUUGUAUUUGUUGAUGACAAUUGUUCUUCUAGUCUUUGACUAUACAGUGCAUUAUGCUGUGGUAACUAGUGGGCCUUGGCUUUUGGAUAUUCCACCUACUGACAUUUCCAUGAACAUCAAUUUCAAGGUUUAUUAUAAACCUAACAUCUGUCAGAUAUUUGGCUGCAAAUCCUCAGUAAUGGUGAACUUCGUCAGAAUGUACAAUGCCACCAUUAGCUCAGAUGUGACUCAGUGCACGAUGAAGCCAAGCAAGCUGAAUGCUGGGGUGAUUUUUGCAUUGCUCCUGCUCUACUUCCUCAGUUACUGUCUCACAUUCCUAGAGGUCUACGCUCGACGCCUUCGCAGAAAAGUCGCCUCUUCCUUCUUCCAGCUGCAGGAGGAGAAGAGAAUCACAUUUCUUCUUGAUCAAAUUGUGAUUAAGAAGAAGAGAAAGGAGGCCAAACAAGCAGAACUUGAAAGUUCUGAAAACAGUAAGCAUGGAACUGAUAAGAUACUAUUAAUAUUUGUGCUUAAUCCACUUUCAAGAUUAUAUGCAUGGUUUCCUGCAAGAAAACACACAACUGACUGUACUGGUUUAAACUGACUAGUUAAUGCUAUUAAAUAUGAACAUUUGACUACACAAUAUUUAAUGUAGACUUAAGAGUGUUAACAUGGCUGCUUUGAACUUCAGCUUGAAUUACAAUCAGUCAGUGUGUCUAUGCAGAUUUCGCUCUGUGUCUAUGUGGGUUUCUCCACAUUUCUUAGUUCAAUAAAAAAUUGUGGUGGGUAAGAAAGGAAAUACAUUUAUAUUUAAAAGAAGUAAAUUUUGUACCAUUAAUGCCUAUUUGAUUUAAUUAUAUUCUUAACAUAAUAUUUAUAUGGAUUUAUUACAUGCCAUUAUUUAUUUAUUAUAAAUUACUGGAAUAAUUUUUUUGAAGAAGAAUUGUAGCACAUAAUGCUACAGGUCCAACAAAAAGCAUUACACUCCAAAUGUCCACAUGAUGUCAGUAGCUUCACAUUUAAAAUCUGCUUUGCUGUCCAUGAAUGAUGGUGUUGAGGAUUUAACAGAUUGUAUUUAUUUAAUUAUUUCUGGUCUAUCUACAUGCAUGUUAAUGUGUACAGAUACAGUAUGUGCAUGUGUGUGAAAGUGCCGUGUAGUAUUACCUGCAUAGAAGUCUAAUACUAUUAACAAGAGAAUGCCUGUUGUUAUUAUUAUUUAUUAUUUCCACUGUAAUAUAAACAGCAUUUUGUUAUACUAUAAUAAAUAUUUGUGUCUGGCUAAUAAUCAAAUGUUGGCAUUACCAAACAUUCUAAUGAUGCAGUUAUUUACUAUUUCUGCAUUAUUUAAUACAGUCCUGUACCUUAAUGUUAGCCAUGUUUUUACAAAUUAAAUCUCAGAUUGCUGAUGACUGUCAUUGUUAAACAGUAAAAAACCCGGCCUCAUGCAAAGAUCUGUACUUGUCCACAUGUUGCAGGUAAAAGGGUACAGGAAACAGGAUAUUAAUGAAAAUAUAAUAAUGUAUUUUUUACUGAUUACUCAUCAGUAAUUAGAAAAUGGUUUCAGUGGUGAGUCUGUUUUUAUACAAAGAUCACAUAGUAGAUAUUUCUGUUCCCAGGUAACUGUUAAUGUUUUGGUUUGGAAUAAUAAA
Molecule: messenger RNA, 2638 nt
Organism: Silurus meridionalis
Lineage: Eukaryota; Metazoa; Chordata; Actinopteri; Siluriformes; Siluridae
Product: osteoclast stimulatory transmembrane protein
Exons: 3
Coding region: 97-1593 (498 amino acids)
Cellular component (GO): membrane
Source: RefSeq, a predicted model, not a curated record